GGCAAGAGAUUUGAACAGUGCGUAUGUACAUUUAAUAGAGUUAUUGAUCGUGUGAAUGGUCUCACACAUUGUGACUGCCCUAGGGGAAGAAACUGUAUUUGUGGCGGGUGGUUUUGGCAUACACUGCUCUGUAAAGCUGGCCUGAGUGGACAAGUCUAAACAGAUUGUCUUCAGGAUGUGAGGGUUCUGUGGAGAAUUUAUUUGCCCACUUCCUGACCCUGGACCAGUACAGGUCCUGGAUGGAGGGAAGGUCAGUUCCAGUAAUCUUUUCUGCAGUUCUGUCCCUGUCAUGUCUGGUGUCAGAUUCCAACCAGACCGUGAUGGACGUGGUCAGGACAUGCUGGAUUAUUGCUGUGUAGAAAAUGAUCAGCAGAUCCUGGGGCAGGUUGAAAUUUCUGAGCUGACACAGGAAGUUCAACCUAUGUGUGUCUAUGCGGGAGGGCCACUUCAGGUCCUGUGAGAUUGUAGACCCUAUAGGAACCUGAAUGAAUCUAUUGUAGGGACUGUUGUGCUGAGGAUUAUGAGCGGCUAGUGUUAUUGCAAAUUAAAGCACGGUGUAAAAGCAAUUGCACUCAAAAAUUAAAACAUGUUGCUUGUAUUAGGGAGACGUACAGUACAAACUCCAGCUUGCAAAUUAAAUAUCACCACUAGAUGGCGCCAGAAGUAACCAUUACUUGGCAUGAUCAGGCAAACAAGUUUUGUCUAUGAUUCAUCAAGUUUGGGCCUCUUAUCGUAACACACCACACUAACAUGUAUGUUUCUGGCGUGAAAGAUAAACAACUAACACUGACAGUGUGACGAAAACGCACACGCAUACACAUUUAAAACAUAGUCAACCACAAAACCGACUAUGUCAAUUAAUACAUUUAAUAUUUAGCUACAUAUCCAGUUUAUAAGUGAACAUCCUGGCAACAACUUCAUCUAGAUCACCAUCUCUAAUCAAACACAAUUACUCUAAUUUGCUCUAAGUGAGCUGACAAAGCAAUACGACGGCGGUGUUUACAGCGGUGGACCACACAUCCAUUGACCUCCCAUCUGUAAGAACAGAUGCGACCCCCUGUCCUGCACAAACAACUACACGCGCGGAGUGAACUACCGACGGGAAGGCGGAGACGCGCUCGCACCGUGCGCUGUUUUCUCCCAGGGCGGCGCGCAGUUGUACCGGAGCCUGCUGCCUGCCUUUCGAAGAGUGAUGCUGUCAUAGCCCCCCUGCGCCGCGGACAUAUAGAGCCUCUUUCCCCUCCCGCACCUCCCCGGAUCCCCUCUCUCUCUCUCGCUCUCCCUGUGUCUCUGGCUCGCCUGGCUGGCUGUCGCGGCAGCAGUGCGGAUGUGGAGCCCGCAACGCAGCGCUCUUCACCCGACGGCAAGCACCGGAGAAGAAGAUGAAAUGUUUUUCCCGUUAUCUGCCGUACCUCUUCCGCCCUCCGAGCACCAUCCUGUCCUCCACUUGCCACACCGAAGCUGACAUUAUCUCUACGGUGGAGUUUAACUCAUCGGGGGAGCUGUUGGCCACCGGGGAUAAAGGAGGCAGAGUGGUUGUCUUCCAGAGGGAGCAGGAGAGUAAGAGCCAGCCCCAACGUCGUGGGGAGUACAACGUUUACAGCACAUUCCAGAGUCACGAGCCCGAGUUUGACUACCUGAAGAGUUUGGAGAUUGAGGAGAAGAUCAACAAGAUCAAAUGGCUUCCUCAGCAGAAUGCAGCGUACUUCCUGCUUUCCACCAACGACAAGACAGUGAAGCUGUGGAAGAUCAGUGAGAGGGACAAGCGGCCGGAGGGCUACAACCUGAAGGACGACGAUGGACGGAUCCGAGACCCGUCGACCAUCACCUCGCUACGGGUGCCGGUGCUGCAGCCUAUGGAUUUGAUGGUGGAGGCUACAGCCAGACGUGUGUUCAGCAAUGCCCACACCUACCACAUCAACUCCAUCUCUGUCAACUCCGACCUUCAGACCUUCAUCUCCACCGAUGACCUCCGGGUGAACCUGUGGAACCUGGAGAUCACUGACCGCAGCUUCAACAUCGUGGACAUCAAGCCAGCGAACAUGGAGGAGCUGACAGAAGUGAUCACCUCCGCCGAGUUUCACCCCCAGCACUGUCACACCUUUGCCUACAGUAGCAGCAAGGGCUCGAUACGCCUCUGUGACAUGAGACAGGCUGCGCUCUGCGACAAGCACUGCAAAUACUUUGAGGAGCCAGAGGAUCCAUCCACGCGCUCCUUUUUCUCCGAGAUCAUCUCAUCGAUCUCCGACGUGAAGUUCAGCCACAAUGGACGCUACCUGAUGACAAGGGACUACCUCACUGUCAAGGUGUGGGACCUUCAAAUGGAGAACAAGCCACUGGAGACUUACCAGGUCCACGACUACUUACGGGGCAAACUCUGUUCUCUUUAUGAGAACGACUGCAUAUUUGACAAGUUUGAGUGCGUCUGGAACGGGUCAGACAGCGUCAUAAUGACCGGCUCCUACAACAACUUCUUCCGAAUGUUCGACCGCAACACCAAACGUGACGUCACACUGGAAGCGUCCAGAGAGAACAGCAAACCCAGAGCUAUUCUUAAGCCUCGCAAGGUGUGCGUAGGUGGGAAACGCCGUAAGGAUGAGAUCAGCGUAGACAGCCUUGACUUCAGCAAGAAGAUCCUCCACACCACGUGGCACCCACACGAGAACAUCAUCGCUGUAGCGGCCACCAACAACCUCUACAUCUUCCAAGACAAGGUCAACUAAAGAGCAGUCCGACCCCUGACCCCCCCGUACAUGUGAGGGGCUGCUGUCUUGGAUUCCCCGCCACCCCCCGGCUCUGCUGAGCAAGCGCAGAGUUGAGUAUCCAGUGACUGACGUGGGGGAAGUAGACAGUGUGAAUUUUGGGAUACAACCUGGAUACAACUUGAGGAAAAGGGUUCCUUGAGACCAAGAAUGAACUUUCAUUCUUCAAUUUGACUUCUAAUUUAAUUUAUUUAGCCACGCGGACCCCUGGAGAAUUGAAUCCUGUGCACUUGUGCACAAUUGCUGCAUGAUUAAUAGGAUGUAGCAGCACCCUGGACCCAGAAGAAAAGGGCCAAAUGUGGGCACAUAAAAUAGAGCACACAGACAGAAACCACGCUUACAUGAUGGUGGCUCGUUGUCAUGUAGCAACAGUGCCCCCCUGUGUUUCAGUAUGCUCAUGCUACAGUUGCAUGUGAUCAACCCUGCGGCCUCCAACUGAGGUGAGGUUUUGGACAGUGCAACGUACUGCAGACAAAGAAGAGACUGUUAACCCCUGACCUGACAAACUGAGAGUUUUCUCCGGGUCAGUCAUUUGUAGUACCAAUUUUGUGUCUCCGUGCGAGACUGCUGUAGUCUGUAAUGUGAAUGAAGCCCGUCCAGGCCGUGUCAAUGGUUUUAAUUUAAUGCUGUUGUUUUUGUUGAGUCAUUCUCUCGGUCUGUGUAGAAGCUGUGGUGCCUUCUUUUGGUAUGUGGGGGUUUGAUGUAGUGGAGGGGAGGGCGGGUGGGAGGGGACUGACUACAAGGCGGGAGUGUGAAUGUUUCAAAUGAAAUGUUAACUUAGGAAAUUUUCUUUUUUUUCCCCCCAAUUUUUCUUUCUUUCUCUAUGAACAAAAAACAAACAAACAAACAAAAAAAAAAUAAAGGUCCCGAGAGGAAAAAGUGCUUGAAGCAAUGUAGUCAAGAUUAAGUUAUAGCACCGGUUACAUGCUUGUGAGCUCAGGAGAGGACGCUGUGAUAUGUACAAAGUAUCUGUUGCUCUCACAUUGCAGUUGUCAGUCAGACGUCAUCAGUUUGCAAGAGACGAGUCAAAGCCACACAAAUUCUUUUUUUUUUUUUGUUGCAAAAUUCCUGAUAAAAAAAAAACUUAAAAAACUUCUUGCAGCAUUUUCACAUGAUUUGGAUAGUUCUGAAAAUGAUCUGUAGAUGGUAAAACCGUAAGCUUAUCACGAUGAAAUAUCGAACUCAAACUCGAGAUUCUCUUGGCAUAACAAUGCUAGCAUAGGUCCUUUUUUGCAUGUGUUGGAUCCGAUGAAAUUGACAGCCUGCAUAUAGUUAUUUGAACAUCUGCAGAUCAUCUGAGGCGCUAUUCAAUUUAAAUUCAAAGUUAUUGGCUUUCUCUCCAGAGCGUUCAAAAAUGUUUGGUUUUUAGAUUGCUGCCGUUCCUGUUCGCGUUUCCCCUCUCGUGGGAGACGGGCGACAUGGACAUGGAGCAGCAGUUGCAGGUCGUCUUUCAGUGCUCGGCUUAGUUUGGAGAUCGUCUCAGAUGAGCCCACUCCCAUAACGCGAAGCAGCAGACAAAGGUCUAACUGAACUCUGUGAAAUCAGGGAAUAAUUAAGUGUGAUUCCUUUAAAUGGUAAUGUCUUCUAAACAACCUCCUUUGUGACACUUCUAAUUGAAACAAAACUUUUAUAGCUCAGAAUGUAUUGAAAUGCAAUGAAUUACCAUGCAGUCUUUAUGCUUACUGGACUUUCUUUGAAUAAAAAAGAAUAAAGAUGUGCAAGUUCAAAUCCUG
Mugil cephalus (flathead mullet) is the source of this 4495-nucleotide messenger RNA. RefSeq names its product protein phosphatase 2, regulatory subunit B, beta a (gene ppp2r2ba). The transcript is spliced from 10 exons. Lineage: Eukaryota; Metazoa; Chordata; Actinopteri; Mugiliformes; Mugilidae. The record is from RefSeq and is a predicted model, not a curated record. Gene Ontology annotation, molecular function: protein binding; protein phosphatase regulator activity. Bases 1383 to 2723 code for a protein of 446 amino acids. Gene Ontology annotation, cellular component: cytosol; protein phosphatase type 2A complex. Gene Ontology annotation, biological process: peptidyl-serine dephosphorylation.